AUGACGCUGACGCGGCGAUUCCGCGCGCUCAAGCUGUGGCUCGUACUCCUCUGCUACGGCGCCGAGGGCCUGCGCGACCACGUCCGCGCCCACGUCCGCAUGGCCGCGUCGUUCGAGGGCAUGGUGAGGGCCGACGCCCGGUUCGAGGUGGUGGUGCCGAGGGGGUUCGCGCUGGUGUGCUUCCGGCUCCGGUCGCCGGCGAGGUUCGGCGGCGAGAAGACGGCCAACGAGCUCAACAGGAGGCUCCUCGAGGAGGUGAACGCGACCUGCUCGGGGCCAUACAUGAGCUCGGCCAAGGUGGGCGGCGUCUACAUGCUGAGGUGCGCCAUCGGGAGCACGCUCACGGAGGAACGGCACGUCCGCGAAGCGUGGAAGGUCGUGCAGGACCGAGCUGAUUCCCUGCUUCGUAAGAUGGAGAUUAUCUACAGCGUGCUCGCUUAA
Messenger RNA from Setaria italica (foxtail millet), 441 nucleotides. Its product is annotated as tyrosine/DOPA decarboxylase 5-like. The coding region runs from base 1 to 441 and encodes 146 amino acids. The record is from RefSeq and is a predicted model, not a curated record. Gene Ontology annotation, biological process: amino acid metabolic process. NCBI's taxonomy places the organism in Eukaryota, Viridiplantae, Streptophyta, Magnoliopsida, Poales, Poaceae. Gene Ontology annotation, molecular function: carboxy-lyase activity; pyridoxal phosphate binding. The transcript has a single exon.